Hepatospora eriocheir is the source of this 879-nucleotide messenger RNA. Lineage: Eukaryota; Fungi; Microsporidia; Hepatosporidae. The record is from the annotation of a GenBank genome assembly.
AUGAAAGAUCAAGGAAUAGGCAUUUCAAAUUUACCAAACAUCUAUUUUAGUAGAGUUGUUAAUAAAGGCAUUAAGUUUAAUUUAAUGGUUAUUGGAUCAAGAGGAUUGGGAAAAACUUCAUUUAUUAAUAAUUUCAUAGGGAAAUAUACUGUUAAGAGAAAUAGAAUGUUAUGUUUUACUGAAUUACCAUUACAUAUUGAAGUUUCACAAAUGGUGGUUACAGAACAUGAUUUUAACGUUGAUUUGGAAAUAAUUGAAGUAGAUGGUGUUGGUGAUAAUAUUGAUAAUGAGUUUUAUCUACAGAAUUUUUUUAAAGAAAGAUUUAAUGAAUUUGAUUUGAAUAGUUCAAAUGAUAGAAGGGUGCAUUUAUGUCUCUAUUUUAUAGAGCCUAUUGACUUUAUUAAGAAAACAGAUGUUUAUUAUAUGAAAUCUCUUAGUGAGUAUUGUAAUGUAAUACCUGUUGUUGCUAAAUCAGAUAUGAUCUGUGAACAAGAUAGAGAAUCUUUUAUUAAUAAGUUUAAGGGUAGUUUAGAAGUAUCUAAAUUAUCGUUCUUUCAAAAUUUAACCACACCCUUUUUUAUCAACACGGGUGAACUCAAACAAAAUGAAGUUGCAAAAAACAGAAUUUACUCAGAAUAUACUUUAGAUUUUAAUUUUAGAAAUCAAUAUUACAAAUUAGUUUCUUUUAUAUUUGAUGAAAUUGUUAAACUUUUUAAUGAAACUCAAUAUUUCUUUGAGAAAUAUAAAAUUAUGGAAUUAGCUAAUGAAGUAAUUGAAAAAAAUCCUAAAUCAUUAAAGAAAGAGUUUUUAAAGAAAUUUGAGGAAAGUAAAAAAGAAAUUGAAAAACUUAAAAACAGACUUUCUAAAUUAGAAAAAUAA